CUACUAUUUCGAGGUGUUUUCACGCGCUGCAUCGAGAAUCGAAUAUAAAUGCCACAUCUGAGCUGCUGGAGGUUGAGUGAAGUCUUUGAAAUUGUAAACGUGGGAGAUGAUGAAGUCUCACAUGGUUCUUAGUAAAGCCGAGAACGCCUACUUAGCAGGGAGGUAAAUAUAGAUGUUUAAUAUGCAAGUCAUCACUCGUUUGUUUCAUCUGACAACGCUGUUCCUGGAUGACGCCAAAAACAGCAGUUGGCUUCGUUAGCUGUGUUAACUGCAAGUAGCUUAGGGGUGUAAAGGAUCAUGGGGGUUGCAUCAGUUUCAUUGGCUUAGCCACUCGCCUGGGCUUUGCCCCGACGAUACGAUCGGCAUAAUUCUACUAUCCAUGGAUGUAGCGCUGCCUCCUGAAGCCGCUGACAACGCAAACGCAUGUGGGCAACGUUGCUUUUUAAAAGGGGCGUGCUGUAUAUAUAUUUCAACGUGUAAAAAUGACGUGCGCUCUCUACUCAGCACGCCGUCGCUACUUUCUUUUUCACUAUCUCGGCACGAGAAAAUAGACAGACAGCGCUAGGAUACAAGAUGACAAGACAAUCCAAUCUUGCCGUCGGGGCUGCGCUCAUUUCUGCCAUCUCCGCCCUAAACCUCGAUAUAAAUGAUCCGGCUUCCGUUAAAAACAUUGCGGCCCAAGUCGCAAAAGGUCUUUACACCUACCACGACCCUAGCUCAACAGCAGGCCAAUUUAGACAGCCACAGCCAUGGUUCUGGUGGGAAUCCGGUUCGGCAUGGAACGCCCUAAUGGACUACACCGUCUACACCGGCGACGCGACAUAUAAAGCCGAUCUCCUCUCCUCCCUAGCCAAGAACGUUGGCGCGAACUACGAUUUUGCCCCAGCAGAACAACAAAACUGGGAGGCGAAUGACGACCAAGUCUAUUGGGUGUACAACGCCCUUAGCGCGAUGGAGUACGGCUUCGAUGCGCUUCCCUGCGAGACCACCAAUGCCAAGGGCGAUGACAGCUGUGCCAAUUCUUGGCUUGCCAUCGGUACGAACGCCUUUAACGACUUCGUGACGCGGUGGGAUAAGGACAGUGCCACUUGCGGGGGUGGGCUAAAGUGGCAGUACGUCGAAACGGCAAAUGGCUAUUAUUACAAGAAUUCCGUAUCCAAUGGUGGGUUCUUCCAGACCGCUGCUCGGCUCGCUCGGUAUACCGGGAACCAGACGUUCGGUGAUUGGGCCACCAAAGUCUGGGACUGGUCCACGAGCGUCGGCUUCGUCAGCGCUGACUUCCACGUUUUCGACGGGGCGGGUGACGAGAAAGACGCGAACUGCUCCGCGAUCAACAAGGACGAGUGGUCCUAUAAUAUCGCGACCUACCUCCACGGAGCGGCGCAUAUGUAUGCGUUCACCAACGAGUCGAUCUGGGAGACGAGAGUCCAGGGCUUGCUUAAAGCGGCACAAGGCACAUUCUUCGGACCCAAUCCCAACGCCACCAACGUCAUGUAUGAGCAAAAAUGCGAGGUGAGCUCAGGCUGCAAUAUCGAUCAGACUAGUUUCAAGGCCAGUCUGUCACGUUGGCUCGGAAAGACGGCUGUAUUGGUCCCGAGUGUGAAGGCGAGUAUCGAGCCUCUGCUUCAGGCAUCCGCUUCCGGGGCCGCGUUGAGCUGCAGUGGCUACGAUAACUCGACUUGCGGCGUACAAUGGUACACGGGGGCUUUCGAUGGCCAAUCAGACUUUGGUGUUGAGCUGAGUGCGCUUGAAGCCAUCCAAAGCCUACUAGCGACGAGUGCACCCAAGCUGGCCAUCAAAUCUUAGAGACAUGUUACAGGCACCCCUGUGAAUGUAUUGUACAGAUAGAAUGCUAUUGCCAUACUUACUGUUAACAGUUAAUGUAUAUAUUUAUGGAUAAUGAUAUUGUAUAUAGGUAUCAGUUUAUUUAGUUACAGGUCAAUUUACUUGGCCAAUUAUAUAUUAUAUUACUUGGAGUGAAA
Messenger RNA from Annulohypoxylon maeteangense, 1982 nucleotides. Its product is annotated as glycoside hydrolase family 76 protein. The transcript has 2 exons. The record is from RefSeq and is a predicted model, not a curated record. Gene Ontology annotation, biological process: fungal-type cell wall biogenesis; carbohydrate catabolic process. NCBI's taxonomy places the organism in Eukaryota, Fungi, Ascomycota, Sordariomycetes, Xylariales, Hypoxylaceae. Gene Ontology annotation, molecular function: mannan endo-1,6-alpha-mannosidase activity. The coding region runs from base 574 to 1806 and encodes 410 amino acids.